Oryza sativa Japonica Group (Japanese rice) is the source of this 1039-nucleotide messenger RNA. Its product is annotated as vesicle transport v-SNARE 13. NCBI's taxonomy places the organism in Eukaryota, Viridiplantae, Streptophyta, Magnoliopsida, Poales, Poaceae. The record is from RefSeq and is a predicted model, not a curated record. Gene Ontology annotation, molecular function: SNARE binding; SNAP receptor activity. Gene Ontology annotation, biological process: vesicle fusion; intracellular protein transport; vesicle-mediated transport. Gene Ontology annotation, cellular component: ER to Golgi transport vesicle membrane; late endosome membrane; SNARE complex.
CCCGGCCGCCUCUGCCUCUCUCUCUCUCUCUCUCCAAUUCCUCCUCGCCUCGGUUGUUUCGUCCCAGGAAACUCGAUUCUGCUUCUGAAUCGGAUUUUCCCAGGGAUUUCGCCGGCGGCUAGGAUCGGGUCGGGGGUCCGCCAUGGCCGACGUGUUCGAGGGCUACGAGCGCCAGUACUGCGAGAUCUCCGCCUCCCUCGCCCGCAAGUGCACCGCUGCCUCCGCUCUCCAAGGAGAGAAGCUGAAGCAGAAGGCGUCGGAGAUCAAGUCUGGCAUCGAUGGGGCCGAGGCACUGAUAAAGAAGAUGGAUCUUGAAGCAAGGAACCAACAGCCAAGUGUGAGGGCUGGGCUGCUGGCAAAACUGAGGGAGUACAAGUCAGAUCUUAACAACCUGAAAGGAACGUUGAAGAGGGUCACCACCGGUAACGCGCAGCAAGGGUCGAGGGAAGAGUUGCUGGAGUCAGGAAUGGCUGAAACGUUGGGGGUAUCUGCUGAUCAAAAGUCAAGAUUGCUCAGGAUAACUGAAAAGCAAAAUAAAACAACCGAUAGGAUCAGAGAUAGCCACAGAACUAUGCUGGAGACUGAAGAUCUUGGAGUCUCCCUCUUGCAGGACCUGCAUCAACAGCGUGAACGUCUAAUACAUGCUCAUGGCACAUUGGAUAACGUGGAUGACAACAUCGGGAAGAGUAGAAGGAUCAUGGGUGCCAUGGUGAGGAGGAUGGACAGGAACAAGUGGAUCAUAGGUUUCAUUAUAGCUCUCCUUGUGUUGGUGAUCCUAGUAAUCCUGUAUUUCAAGUUUGUGCACUGAGGGACUCCUUGACCAUCCAAGGACUGAUGAACUGUGUGCGUUCUUUGCAUAUUCGUUUUGUCUUAUUUCUUUUUUUGGGUUUGGACGAAACCAUUUCAUGUGGUGGUUGUGAAUGUGUUUUGGUCAUGUAAAAAAAGUGAGAAGGUUUUGAGUAUCUGAUAGUUUCAUGGAUCAAAUGGAUUUUCAUUUAUAAUUCUGGACAGCUAAAUAAAUGAGCAAUUUUGUGCAUCA